Molecule: messenger RNA, 351 nt
Organism: Symbiodinium natans
Lineage: Eukaryota; Dinophyceae; Suessiales; Symbiodiniaceae
Source: the annotation of a GenBank genome assembly
AUGGGUCAACUUGGACAGGGGAGUGCUAGCUCCAUUGCCGAAACAUCCUUGGCCGCCUUGCCUCCGAUCGAUGUAGGGACUGGUCGAACGGUCCGACAGACGGGUCAGGGAGGUGCAGCGGAGGUCGGCACGGACCCGGCGGACCUGGGCGACGGCUUGGUCGUUCUGGACGUUGGCAGUGGCAAUCUGGUCCUGGAUGUGGUUGCAGCUUGGUAUUACACCUGCGCGUUGCUGAACGACUUCUGCACCAAAUGCUUUGGAGACACCACAGAUUAUUCCAUCAUCUAUGGCGAUGAGCCGGACCGCUCGUCAGCUGACCGCGGGCUUAGUUCACCGCUGCGCCGUGCUUGA